AUGGUGCGCGUUACCACUCUCCCCAUCGACGGCGACUGCUCCAUCCUGAUUAGGUCUGAUGCUCUCAAGAGGACGCGCCACCGCAACUUGCGUCAGGAUGUUGCACCAUUCGAGAAGACUACGACGGUCAAUGACUCGACUGUCAAGCGCAAGUCUCAUGAGAAGGCUCCAAGAUCUGGGAAAGUCAGCAUGCAUCGUCGCCUGCUGCACCCGCCUACCCGAGCUAUCGACACAAGCUCCUCCUCCACGAAAGUCCGUGAGGAUGUAGAAAACAGGGAACCAUCAGCUGUGCAGCAGGUUUUUGGCAACAUCGAGAUAGUCAGCAAUAUCCUGCUCCACCUCGACCCUAUCUCAGUCGUGGGCAUCAAGCGAGUCAGCAUUAUCUUCCAGAAUGCUGUGUGGGAGAGCCCCGUCUUGCGAGCCUACUCGUGCGAAGCUCCCGGCCUCCUCCUCGUAGGCCCCGACUACUGCAAAUUCAUCGACUGCAUCUGGGGCGAGCCUAUGGUCUUCAGGUCCCAAGCUGGGGGUCCUAUUGGCGACCGUAUUUUCGGCGUACCUCUUCCAGGUUGCCCACGGUUUGUCUACGGGCUUCGCCGUGACGCGCAGACCAGCCGUCUCUUCGGAGAGCUUGUCUGCCGCGUGGAUUCUCGGCAGGACGCAUUUGUCUUGGGAGAUCCGGCGCGGCGGUACUGGAAAGAGUUCCCACUAUCCCAUCCCAACUACAAGGUCGAGGUCGUUGUCGAGUAUGGUCUGGCGCAACGUCAAGGGCACAAGACGUCGCUCUGUGCUGAAGACGCCGCAGAGUCGUCGUAUGAGUAUUGUCUGGCUUGA
This is a messenger RNA of Zasmidium cellare ATCC 36951, 831 nucleotides long. RefSeq lists its product as uncharacterized. The transcript has a single exon. The coding region runs from base 1 to 831 and encodes 276 amino acids. Lineage: Eukaryota; Fungi; Ascomycota; Dothideomycetes; Mycosphaerellales; Mycosphaerellaceae. The record is from RefSeq and is a predicted model, not a curated record.